Molecule: messenger RNA, 2574 nt
Organism: Anopheles marshallii
Lineage: Eukaryota; Metazoa; Arthropoda; Insecta; Diptera; Culicidae
Gene: sals
Product: neurofilament heavy polypeptide
Exons: 8
Coding region: 1-2574 (857 amino acids)
Molecular function (GO): actin binding
Source: RefSeq, a predicted model, not a curated record
AUGCCGGUUAACAGUCGUCCGCCGUGGCUGAAGGACCGUCUGGAGACGGUUAACAAAGCCGUACCUCCAGCAUGGACGCGAAAGGCAAGUGUCACACCCGCCACAGACACAAAGGAAUCUUCACCAUCUGCCAAAGCGAAUGCGCCGGAAGGUUCUCCAGCCCCCAGUACAAAAACGGUCACACCAACGGCCACCACCACCGUAAAGAAAGCUGUCAGCACACCGGCGAAAGAAAAUGGUGAUACGGCCGCAAAAGCUAGCACCACGGCCAAGUUGCAAUCGAAGGAAAUUAAAGUACCGGUUGUGGUAGCGCAGAAAAAACCGGUCAAUCCACCACUGACCAAACCCGAACCGGCGGUAGGACUUAAAAACACGACCCCCGUCAUGACGGUACAUCGGGAGGUGGCUAAACCGAAGCCGAAACCCACCGCCAAGGAACCGACGCCCGAAUCCGACGAUGAAGAGGAGGAAGAAGAAGAGGAAGAGGAGGAAGAGGAGGAAGAAGAGGAGGGCAGCACCGAGUACGAAACGGAAACGGAAUCCGAAGAGGAGCCACCGGCAAAGCCGGCACCAAAAAAGCCCGAACCGAGCCAACUGAAGCGCCCAGAUGCUGACGCAUCGCAGCCACCGAAGCUGCCGGUGCAGCUGCGCAAAGUCACGCCAACGCGAAGCCCCGACAAGUCGGACGCCGAAAGCAAACCGUCCUCGAGAUCGGUAUCGGAAAAGUCCUCCUCGCCGGAGCCGAAAGUAUUCGUCAGGCCACCGCUGAAGAAGGUGAUCCGACCGCAACAGGAUUCGCCACCAAAGGAACGCUCCGCAUCGCCGGAACCGGCAAAGAACUUCCGCGUGCAGUUGCGCAAGGUACCGUCCAACCUGAAGGCACCCCGUGUGAAGGAAAAGCUGCCGGAGGUGCAGCUGAAGAAGGUGGAGAAACCACUGCUGGAGGACAUACCGAAGAAGGAGGAAGCCUAUCCGCACAAACCGUCGAUGCUGAAGUCGGAAAGCAGUAAGCGAAUUCCUCCACCGCCACCGAUGCCGAAGUCCAACAUACCACCACCACCUCCACCGCCACCCAGCUUGAAGCCUCCGCCGGAUUUCGAGAAGAAAGAGAUAUCCAACAAACAGAAGGAAGUGAUAGACAAGCUGAAACGUCGUCCACGUCGACGUCCGGACUGGUCGGACAUGAUGAAGGAGGUUGAGCAAGGCAGAAAACUGAAACACGUUGAGUGUAAUGACAGAUCGCAUCCGAUCAUAAACUCUAAAUCGAUCACCAAGGUAAAGGAUCAGUUCAUCUUCGAGACGGAGAAGGCCACGGCACACAAUCAGCUGCUGAAGCAGAUUCAGGGUGGCGUCCAGCUGAAACCGACCAAAUGCAACGAUCGCAGUAAGCCGAUUCUGGGAGGCUUGCGCAAGUUCCGCCGUCAGAUGACGCUCGAGGAGCAGCUGGCCAAGUCGGAGUCGCGCGCCAACAUGGAAGCGCCACCGGCGGACGAAGAGGAAGACGAGCUGGACGACAUCGAUAAGGUGCGUGAUGAUCUGCAAAGCACAAAGCAGAUGUUGGCGCACGAGCUCCGGAACAACGAGGCAAUGGAGCGGGAAAACAAACGCCUUCAGGCACGGGUACAGAACCUCGAGGCGGAACUGUCCCGCGAACGGUGGAACCCGCUGAGUGGCGAGGAACGAACCACCGUCACUGGGCCACAGUCCGAUCUAAUACAGUCGCUCAAGGAUGAAGCGCUAACGGCCCAGAAGCAGUCGAAGCAGCUGGAAGAGAAAUACCAAACAGUGGCCAAGGAGCUCGAUACGGCGUACAAGCAGGCGGACGAGCAGAAACGAAAGAUUGCCGAACUCGAACGGAAACUCCAGUGCUUAACGGACGAUGACUUCUACUUGAACGAGCAUCAGGGCAUUACGGAUGAUCGCAGAGCCACGGAGUCGGCCCAGAAAGAAAGCUCCCCGGAACUGCAGCCCGAAGAAGAGGAAGAGGAGGAGGAAGAGGAGGACGAGGAAAAGAAGGCAGAAAAGAUGGCCAAACGGUUGAAUCGCGAGGUCAACAUGCUGCAGGCCCGGCUAACUAGAUUGAAGGAGAAACAGGAAGAGAAACACGCAGAACGACAGGCCCUGAAAUACGCGAUGAAAACCAAUCAGUAUGCCCUAAAGGCUGAGAAGAAAAAGUAUAAAAAGCUGCAAAAGGAGGUGGAAAAAAUGGCCGCGAUGAUGAAGCUGGAGGAUGAUGAUGAUGAAGAAGCAGCGGAAGCCAAGGAGCCACCGCCCGAGGAACCGGAAGACGAGCAGGAGGAAGAGGAGGAAGAGGAGGAAAGCGAAUCGGAAGAGUCGGAAUCGGAGAGUGAAAAUGAGAGUGAGAAUGAAGCAGAAGACGCUCCGGAUGACAAAAAGAAGGUCAACCUGGAACCCAGAGUCAAGCGGCACGAGGGCCGGCUGGCCUCGCUCAAGAAGGGUAACUACCUGCUGCAGGCGAACGUGGAUCGUAUUAAGGAUGAGAUCAGUAAGGUCCGCGAGGAUUGUUGCACAUUGCAAACGGAUCUGGACAACGUAAUAGCGGACCUAGGCUGA